ACAUUAAUAAGAGUCUCUCUCUCUCUCUGCUUUCGGCCAAACAACCUUAUUUUUUCCCCUCUCCUCUGGGAGAUCUCCAGAUUUCUCUCCUUCUUCUUCGCGCCCCCUGAAAAACUCUUUACUCGUUCUUUUCCGUUUCUCUUGCCGGCAGAUCGACUCCUUUUUAAUCCUCCGAUCCAAUUUUCCCGGUAUCGAUCCCUCAUUCUUUCUAGGUCUUCCUUUGAAAAACAAACCCCUAUUGCUUCCUUCUCGAAACCUCAAUUUUACCCUUACCCCAUCCAAUUCUCCCUCGAUUCUGCAGUUAUGGCGCUUAGGGUUACCUUCACCUACUCCAGCUACGUUGCUCGGAACCUUGCUUCAUCAUCCGCCGGGACUCGUGUCGGUACCAGCGACGUUAGAUCAUGCUUCGAAUCAUGGAUUCGUCCCAGGUUCUGCCCUCAGAAUCAGAUACCCGAAAUUGAAAAAUCUACCGGAGCCAACAACAACUCAUGGCUUGGUCCCAGCUCAAGCCCUCGUGCUCGUCCACCUUCUUCUUCUUCUUCUUCUUCUUCUUCUAUGUACAGCACCAUCGCCAGGGAGAUCCUCGAAGAAGGAAGCAAGAGUCCGCUUGUUAUGGGUAUGAUCUCAAUCAUGAGAUUGGCUGGUGGAGCUCCUGAGCUUCCCGGUAUGAACGUUCUCGGGAUCUCUCCCUUUAAGACCUCUUCUGUUAUACCCUUCCUUAGGGGUUCCAAGUGGAUGCCCUGUAGUAUUCCGGCGACGUUAUCAACUGAUAUCACUGAGGUUGAUAGGGUUGGAGGAGGAAAGGUUUGUGAUGCUAAAAUUAAGUUGGAGUUGAGUGAUAAGGUCUCCAAUCCUGGUAACGGUUGGGUUAAUAAGCUGUUGAAUAUCUGUUCUGAGGAUGCUAAGGCAGCUUUCACGGCGGUUACUGUUUCUCUCCUUUUCCGGUCGGCUUUGGCUGAGCCUAAGUCUAUACCUUCGACAUCUAUGUACCCUACUCUUGAUGUGGGUGAUCGUGUUAUGGCUGAGAAGGUCUCAUACUUUUUCAGAAAGCCAGAGGUUUCAGACAUAGUUAUCUUUAAGGCUCCUCCUAUUUUGCUGGAACAUGGUUACAGUUGUACUGAUGUUUUCAUAAAAAGGAUAGUUGCUAGCGAAGGUGACUGGGUUGAAGUUUGUAAUGGAAAGCUCUUAGUUAAUGACUCUGUUCAAGUAGAGGAUUUUGUCUUAGAGCCGAUUAACUACGAAAUGGAACCGAUGUUCGUCCCUGAAGGUUAUGUCUUUGUUCUAGGAGACAACCGCAACAAAAGCUUUGAUUCUCAUAACUGGGGUCCACUUCCAAUAAAGAACAUCAUAGGGAGAUCUGUGUUCCGGUAUUGGCCACCGAGCAAAGUGUCAGACAUAAUACACCAUGAACAAGUUAUCCAAAAGAGAGCUGUUGAUGUUUCAUGACCAAUGCAGGGUGGUUCUUAGGAUUAAGCAUAAAAUUGAAUAGAUGAGCCGAGCCAACCAUUUUGGCAAGGAAGGCUACAGAGCAAUUUUUUCUUCCUGUCUACACUUCUAUAGAAGACAUGGAAUGCAAUGGGAAAUCCAUAAGAAGAAAACUGAUACUUUUGCUUUGAUUUUUUUUGUUGUGUUGAAACCUUAAUGCAACCAUUGUUAUUGGCAGUCGCUGUCAAACAUAAGGGCAAACUGUUUUUUUCUAGUAUUUUUUUGUGAAGUAUCCUGUAAACGUUCUUUUCCCAAGCUCUGUAAUGUAGUGUUUAAGAAGUGCUGAUAUCUUUCUACCCAAUAAAAAAAAAGUGCUGAUUUCUUUGUUA
Camelina sativa (false flax) is the source of this 1814-nucleotide messenger RNA. Its product is annotated as putative thylakoidal processing peptidase 2, chloroplastic. Gene Ontology annotation, cellular component: chloroplast thylakoid membrane. The record is from RefSeq and is a predicted model, not a curated record. Gene Ontology annotation, molecular function: serine-type endopeptidase activity. NCBI's taxonomy places the organism in Eukaryota, Viridiplantae, Streptophyta, Magnoliopsida, Brassicales, Brassicaceae. Gene Ontology annotation, biological process: thylakoid membrane organization.